UCCAUGGUGUGGUAUGGGGAGGUGUCAAAACAAACUAGGGACUUGUGUUAUUAAACCGCAGAAUUACAACAACCUUUACGCAAGGCUCUUGUCUGCAUGCGGCUGUUUCCUUCAUGAAAAUAAGGGAUUGGUUCUCACCAGUGAGACACUCGCUUACCUAUGAUGGCUUUUACUAUGCUGAGGCCGGUGUCGACUCAUCCCUUCUGCUACCCCACUGACCUGACCUUGAUGUCGGACGACGAGGAUGGGAGCCGCAGCGAGAGCGACGGUAGCACCGACCAGGGCUACGGCUGCUGCGGGACUUCUGGGGAGAGUUACCGGCAGGUUUCCGGUGGCGUGGUGGUGCGGCAAAGGAACGCCGCUAACGCCAGGGAGAGACACCGAACCCAGAAUGUGAAUACGGCCUUCACGUCGCUGCGGACACUUAUCCCCACGGAACCGGUGGACAGGAAACUCUCCAAAAUCGAGACGCUGCGCCUGGCGUCCAGCUACAUCUCACACUUGGCCAACGUGCUGGUUGUCGGGGACGGGAGGGAGGACGGCCAGCCGUGUCUCAGUGCUGUCUACAAGGAGCUGAAAGGGAGUGGAAAGGGCAAGCAGCCCCGAGCAAUCUGCACAUUUUGCCUCAGUAACCAACGAAAAGGGGUAAAAGUGACGGACAGACGAGAUUGUGUGAAGAUGCACGGCAACCGCGGGAGACAAAUAAGUCGAUGAUGGAACUUUUUGAACUGGAGCAGGAGUGGAUCUUCUCUUCUUGAAAGCAGACCAUGGAACAGUCUAUAGAGCCAUUUUAGCAUUACAGCAGUCUUAAACGACUACUCUGAUGUGUGAGAGUGUGCCUCAUUGGUCCCUUUACCCAGUAUGAGGUUGAAGGAUUGCCACCAAAAACUUCUGUGUUUUGCCAGCAAAAGGAUACACUGUUCCCAGUGUACAAAGGUCACAGAUGAAUAUUAUAAGUGGGAAAAUUAGAGUGUAAAAAGUGUCAUGGAUAUUCUUUUCAUUUAAACAACAAAUUAGCUGAGCCUAUUAUUAGGACAGGUACAUAAACAAAAAGUGACAAUCAACACAAUCAGUGAUCUUUCAGGAGAAGAACUUCACUGGGCCUAGCUCUCCAAGAAUAAUGUUCUUAAUGACACAGGAAGUGAGACAAGGUUUUCCUCACGACUCACUCCUAACAUAUUUUUCCAUUAUCAAUAAUCCAAAUGUAAAUAAACAACAACAAAAUAAUUGGUCAUUAAGAUUAACCUCAAAGUCCUUUUAAUAUAUGAGCUGACAACAGAUGAACACUACAGUAAAUCUAUACUUCAAGAGUUUUGUGACCCUGGUUAAGGUUUGUUAUAAUAAAUAAUGUCUAUUUUACUCAAUGUGAAACCACAAGUAAUGUAUGUUUGAAAUUACUGACCUUAAAAUAGUAAAAUAAUCUAUCAGAGACACUUCCAAUGCCUGACAGUUUUUAUACUGUAUUAAGUAAAAUGUUCAUGAGACAUACUCCCAUUAAAGUGUGCAUUGUUUCUCAAGUUGUGACCAAGAUGGCUUAGGGACCUUGGCCCACCAGCAGAGCAGGACAGAAGGACAGACCACUCAGCCCACCAAGCUGAUUUCGUACAAUAAUGUUCAACAGGAAACAUUUUUUUUGCUCUGUCAUUGCAUUUUUGUAAUCUACUUUGAAAUUAAAUUUAUUUUUACACUGA
This is a messenger RNA of Scophthalmus maximus (turbot), 1691 nucleotides long. Its product is annotated as transcription factor 15-like. Gene Ontology annotation, molecular function: protein dimerization activity; DNA-binding transcription factor activity, RNA polymerase II-specific; RNA polymerase II transcription regulatory region sequence-specific DNA binding. The transcript is spliced from 2 exons. Gene Ontology annotation, biological process: regulation of transcription by RNA polymerase II; developmental process. Lineage: Eukaryota; Metazoa; Chordata; Actinopteri; Pleuronectiformes; Scophthalmidae. The record is from RefSeq and is a predicted model, not a curated record. The coding region runs from base 160 to 714 and encodes 184 amino acids.